This is a messenger RNA of Xenopus laevis (African clawed frog), 1063 nucleotides long. Its product is annotated as otogelin-like. The coding region runs from base 270 to 722 and encodes 150 amino acids. The transcript has 5 exons. NCBI's taxonomy places the organism in Eukaryota, Metazoa, Chordata, Amphibia, Anura, Pipidae. The record is from RefSeq and is a predicted model, not a curated record.
UAGGAAUUUGUGUUCAAUCUCGGAAUGUUGAUUUAUACAUAACGCAAAACCAUGGAACUGUAAUGUUAUGCUAGCUUUGUUUCUGUUUUACUUUAUCUUUUUUCAAUAUACCACACUUUAUAUGGCAUGCAUAUUUCCUUAACAAUGAUGACUUUUACUGGGACUCAUCUAGUCCAUUGCUGUAUGACAUGCUUAUAAAAUUUCAAUAAAAACAACUUAAAAAACCCCCAAAAAAAACAACAAAUGCUCUGUAGUGUCUAAAGAAAUGCAUGUUACAGCCUGGUUAUAAGGCCCCCCUAAUAAUCAUGUGUUUCAUCCCAGGGAAAGUUACGGAGAACAUCGAAGAGUUUUGUAAUAGCUGGAGAGAAAAUGCACCCCUUGAAGCCGCAUCUCUACCCUCUCCAAAUGAGCCAGUGUGUGACGGGCAGAGCCAGGAGGCCAAACAGACAGGACAUUCCAUGUGCAGCUUGAUACUACAGCCCCCAUUCCAGAGCUGCCACGAGUCUUUCAGUCCCUUCCCUUUCAUGGCUGCCUGUGCCAACGAUAUGUGCUUGUCUGGAAGUGACACGGCCACAUGGUGUUGGGCUCUUACUGAAUAUGCACGUGCCUGUGCUCAGGUGGGACACUCCAUGGCUGGAGGGCCGUAUACAAGCAGUGUGCACAUGCACAGAAGGGAAGUGGAUUUGCACAAACAUUACCUGCCCUGCCUCCUAUGCAUCUGAAAGCUGCAGUAUCCUGACCAAGGACCUCUUUGCCCCUUGCCACCCCCUUUCUUAGCCCUGUGUCCUACUAUGAAAUGUGCUGGGGUGAUACAUGUAAGUGCGGCCCAGCCUGUAUGUGCUCUGCCCUGGCACACUACGCCCAUCAGUGCCGCCACUAUAGAGUCCACAUCAAUUUCAGAAACAAGUGUCUCCGACUAUGGUACGUACAGGCUGUGUGUGACUUACUGGGGGGGGGGACACAGGUCUGUAUAAUACUUAUGUGUUUAAAUGUACACAGUGCUGCACAAAGACAACAUAGACAUGAAUUGAAUGGGUCAAACCCUAUCAAACCAGCAAUGAAU